ACGUGUUGACAACACCAAACAGCUGAUUUUUGUUUACCUUCGGAGAGCCUCUAGCACGUGGUCGGUUCCUUGUAAACAAUCUUCUUCCUUCAGCCAAAGAGGAUGGAUGGAGGCGCUGGUGUCUGUCAAGUUUGUACCAAAGCAACAUCGAAAUACAAAUGUCCAGGGUGUUUAUUGAAGUACUGCAGUGUCAUCUGCUUCAGGAGCCAUAAGGAAGGAAAAUGCGAACCAGCGCAGCCAGAGCCGACCGUGACCUUGGAGAUCGACACUAAAGGAAACAUAUCGUCACAGAACGUACUCUUUCCAACCGACGAUACAGUCCUGCCAGAGACUUUGGAGAAGCUGAGGUGCUCGCGUAGACUACAAGCGGUGCUCCGAAACCCCCACUUAAGGGAGAUUCUGAGGGAAGUGGAUAGCGCAUCCAACACAGAAGUUCACAUUGCCCGAGCCAUGAGAGAACCGAUCUUCACGGAGUUUGCGGAUAUCUGUCUGAGUAUCGUGGAGCCUGGCGAAGAUGGUGCCAUGGAGACGGAUUCGGAGGAAGAUAUUUGAUAGGAAAAUGUUGGACAUGAAUGGGGAUAAGCGUUGUUUUGGAAAUUUAGGAAUGGGUGUGACGAGAUGCAGAUUUGUGGAUGAUUCGUUUCAUAUGCUACUGUGAUUUUGUCUGGAAGGGGCGUGGAUGUUAUGGUGUGUGUGUGUGUGUGUGUGUGUGUGUGUGUGUGUGUGUGUGUGUGUGUGUGUGUGUGUGUGUGUGUGUGUGUGUGUGUGUGUGUGUGUGUAAUUUUCAGAUUUCAUAACAAAUUUGGGUGAAUUUCUCUUAUAUACAUUGGUUGUAGAUGGUAUUUGUACAGCUCUUUGUAAUUUUUAUCUUAUUUUGCUAUUAAAAGAUUUGUCUUGAA
This is a messenger RNA of Penaeus monodon (black tiger shrimp), 899 nucleotides long. RefSeq names its product zinc finger HIT domain-containing protein 3-like. Gene Ontology annotation, molecular function: protein binding. Gene Ontology annotation, biological process: box C/D snoRNP assembly; snoRNA localization; maturation of LSU-rRNA from tricistronic rRNA transcript (SSU-rRNA, 5.8S rRNA, LSU-rRNA). Gene Ontology annotation, cellular component: nucleus; pre-snoRNP complex. Lineage: Eukaryota; Metazoa; Arthropoda; Malacostraca; Decapoda; Penaeidae. The coding region runs from base 103 to 552 and encodes 149 amino acids. The transcript is spliced from 3 exons. The record is from RefSeq and is a predicted model, not a curated record.